Molecule: messenger RNA, 3716 nt
Organism: Oryzias latipes (Japanese medaka)
Lineage: Eukaryota; Metazoa; Chordata; Actinopteri; Beloniformes; Adrianichthyidae
Source: RefSeq, a predicted model, not a curated record
AGUCAAUCCAGCAGCAUGGAUCAGUGGGAGGAACCACAGCAGGGAGCCCCUCCCUCUAAAAAAAGCAGAGAUGGUAACCAUGACAACCAGAGCAAAGCUCAGAGGAACCAACCUGGAUCUGGAUCUGGAUACAGCUGUGGGUCCUUCAGGAGUGACAGAUCAAGGGAUAAACCUCCAGACUUCAAGGACAUCCAUUCAGGAGUGGACCAACGUCAACAGGUCACACAGAGAGUCCAGUCUGCAGCCUCCAGCUGUGGCUCCAUGAAGAGUGACUGGUCCAAAGGUCGUCCUCCAGACUUCAGAAGCCUAAAGCCAAGACCUUCAGACUCACAGAUCCAUCAGAGACUCAGAACUGGAUCUGGAUCUGAACCCAGCUGUGUUUCCUUCAGGAGUGACCGGUCAAAGGGUCAAAUUAUCGACUUUAAAUCAUCUUCUGGUACAGAGAGACUGGACCAGCAGAGCUCAGAGACUCCCAGUGGUCCGUCUGUCCAGCAGCAUCAAACACAGCUGGACUCCAUCUUUCUGCUGCUGGAGGACAACAUUGUCACUUUUGUCAAGAAUGAGCUGAAGAAGAUCCAGAAGCUUCUGAGUCACAGGGAGGAUGAGGAGGAGCUGGAGGAUGAAGAUGAAGAGCAGAGGAGCAGCAGAGAGUCACUGAUGAAGAUCACAGUGAACUUCCUGAGGAGAAUGAAGCAGGAGGAGCUGGCUGAUGGACUGCAGAGCAGAUCUGCUGCUGCAGUUUGUCAACAUAAAGUCCAAUCUGGUCUGAAGAAGAAGUUCCAGUGUUUGUUUGAGGGGAUGGCUAAAGCAGGAAACCCAACCCUUCUGAAUGAGAUCUACACAGAGCUCUUCAUCACAGAGGGAGGAAGAGGAGAGCUGAAUGAAGAACAUGAGGUCAGACAGAUUGAAGCAGCAUCCAGGAAAGCAGACAGAGCAGAAACAAGCAUCAGACAAGAAGAGCUCUUCCAACUCCCAGCUGGAAGACCAGAACCAAUCAGAACCGUGAUGACUAAGGGAGUGGCUGGCAUCGGGAAAACAGUCUUAACACAGAAGUUCAGUCUGGACUGGGCUGAAGGCAAAGCCCACCAGAACCUCCACUUCACAUUUCCAUUCACUUUCAGAGAGCUGAAUGUGCUGAAAGAGGAGAAGUUCAGCUUGGUGGAACUUGUUCAUCACUUCUUCCCUGAAACCAAACAAGCAGGAAUCUGCAGCUUUGAAGACUUCCAGGUCCUCUUCAUCUUUGAUGGUCUGGAUGAGUGUCGACUUCCUCUGGACUUCCACAAGACUCGGAUCCUGAGGGACCCUAGAAAGUCCACCUCAGUGGCUGAUCUGCUGACAAACCUCAUCAGGGGGAACCUGCUUCCCUCUGCUCACCUCUGGAUAACCACACGACCUGCAGCAGCCAAUCAGAUCCCUGCUGAGUGUGUUGACAUGGUGACAGAGGUCAGAGGGUUCAAUGAUCCACAGAAGGAGGAGUACUUCAAAAAGAGGUUCAGAGAUGAAGAGCAGGCCAGCAGGAUCAUCUCCCACAUCCAGAGAUCCCGAAGCCUCCACAUCAUGUGCCACAUCCCAGUCUUCUGCUGGAUCACUGCUACAGUUCUGGUGGAUCUGCUGAAGAGCAGAGAGGGAGGAGAGCUGCCCAAGAACCUGACUGAGAUGUACAUCCACUUCCUGGUGGUUCAGGCCAAAGUCAAGAUGGUCAAGUACGAUGGAGGAGCUGAGACAGAUCCUCACUGGAGUCCAGAGAGCAGGAAGAUGAUGGAGUCUCUGGGAAAACUGGCUUUUGAGCAACUGCAGAAAGGAAACCUGAUCUUCUAUGAAUCUGACCUGACAGAGUGUGGCAUCGAUUUCAGAGCAGCCUCAGUGUACUCAGGAGUGUUCACACAGGUCUUUAGAGAGGAGAGAGGCCUGUACCAGGACAAGGUCUUCUGCUUCAUCCAUCUGAGUGUUCAGGAGUUUCUGGCUGCUCUUCAUGUCCACCUGACCUUCAUUACCUCUGGACUCAACCUCAUGGAAGAACAACAAUCACAGAUCUCUCAGCCUGAACAGAGAAGUCCAGUCCAGUUCUACCAGACUGCUGUGGAGAAGGCCUUACAGAGUCCAAAUGGACACCUGGACUUGUUCCUCCGCUUCCUCCUGGGUCUUUCACUGCAGACCAAUCAGAGUCUCCUACGAGGUCUGCUGACUCAGACAGAAAGUAGCUCACAGACCAAUCAGGAAACAGUCCAGUUCAUCAAGGAGAAGAUCAGUGAGAAUCUGUCUGCAGAGAAAAGCAUCAACCUGUUCCACUGUCUGAAUGAACUGAAUGAUGGUUCUCUAGUGGAGGAGAUCCAACAGUUCCUGAGGUCCGGACGUCUCUCCACAGAUAAACUGUCUCCUGCUCAGUGGUCUGCUCUGGUCUUCAUCUUACUGUCAUCAGAAGAUCUGGAAGAGUUUAACCUGCAGAAAUAUUCUCGUUCAGAGGAGGCUCUUCUGAGGCUGCUGCCAGUGAUCAAAGCCUCCAACAAAGUUCUACUGAGAAGAUGUUUCCUGUCAGAGAGAAGCUGUGCAGCUCUGUCCUCAGUUCUCAGCUCUCAGUCCUCCAGACUCAGAGUUCUGGACCUGAGUAACAACAACCUGCAGGAUUCAGGAGUGAAGCUGCUGUCUGCUGGACUGGAGAGUCCAGACUGUAAACUGGAGACUCUCAGGUUGGAGUGGUGCAGUUUGUCAAAGAUCAGCUGUGAAGUUCUGGUCUCAGCUCUGAAGAAAAACCCGUCUAAUCUGAGAGAACUGGACCUGAGCUGGAACCAGAACCUGCAGGAUUCAGGAUUUCUUCCUCUGUGUGGUUUUCUGGAGAGUCCAGAUUGCAGACUGCAGACUCUGAGGUUGAAGGGAGGCUGUUUGUCAGAGAUCAGCUGUGAAGUUCUGGUCUCAGCACUGAAGAAAAACCUGUCUAAUCUGAGAGAACUGGACCUGAGCUGGAACCAGAACCUGCAGGAUUCAGGAGUUCUUCAUCUGUGUGGUUUUCUGGAGAGUCCAGACUGCAGACUGCAGACUCUGAGGUUGAUGAUCUGCAGAUUGUCAAAGACCAGCUGUGCUGCUCUGGUCUCAGCUCUGAAGUCCAACCCGUCCCACCUGACAGAACUGGACCUGAGAGACAACAACCUUCAGUCUUCAGAUGUUCAGCAGCUCCAGGAUCUGGUGGAGAGUCCAAACUCCAAACUGCAGACUCUGAGGUGGAAGAAUGAAGACUGGUGGGACUGAUGUUCCUCCUGGAGGAGCAGAGAGGAGCAGCGGCAGCAGCUGGUCUGCAGAGAUGUUGUGAUUGGACGGUGUUCCUGGGAGGUCGAGAGCAGAGUGAUGGAGGAAUCAGAGGAAGUGGAGAUGAGUGUCAGAGCUGCAGCAGGAACUGAUCUGAGAUCAGCUCCACUGUCUCUCUCAGCAUCAAGUGGACAGUUAUUGUGCUGCAGCUCCCCCGGUGGACUGAUGGAGAACUGCACUUCCUCUUCUCAUUCUAACUUGGAGUGUUGAUCUGAAACAUGGGUUGGAUUCAGAUGUUCAGCAGCUCCAGGAUCUGGAGAAAAACAGACCUGCAGACAAACAGAUUCUUUUCUAGAUCAUCAAAGUUUUCUGAGUGAACUUCCUUUUUCUUUAGUGUUUUGUGGGUAAAACUCUGUUCUUUUUCAUGCUGACAGCAUUUUUAGCUGCAGUUUUAAAGAAGUUUCAUCUAAAUCCAG